AUGCAAUUCAAAGUUUCCACCAUCGCCAUCCUCAUCACCUCUCUCCUUGGCAACACAUUGGCCGCUCCCGUUCCAUCUGCUCUAGCCUGCGCAGCACACUCCGACACAGCCCUAGGAAGAGCAAUUCAAUCCCGCUCUUUCGAGAAAAUGGCUGCCGCAGUCGAUGGCCGCGACCGAGCUGCAAUCAUGCUCGAUCUGGCCGGGGCAAUUCAUGACCGAUCCGUCGACGAAGUCGUGAGCGACGUCCAAGUAGCUAUGGAGGGACAUGUGCCCAGCCUCGAGGAACAAAAGAAGAUGGCUGCAAGCCUUCGUGAGGGAAAGGGACAACUUCAGAAGCGCUAUUGUGGGUGGUAUGCUUGGGGAUGUGGUAUGUCCACAGUUCUUUACGGGCUUGGUGGGUAUUCGGACAAUUUCUGGGGGGGUAUCGGUCUUGGUAUUGGUCUUUGGCUCUGAGCGCUUGGUGUGGGCGGUUUUAGGUUGGUCGUACUAGAGGGUUUGGUCUUGAGGGAGAUAACGAGCAUCUCUAAUAAACACGGAUCGAUGAGCUCUUUGUAGAGAAUGACGAGCUACGACUGACUACGAUGCACUAAAUGAACAAAAGGAAUUUCUUCGUUCCAUUCCAUUGGUCCCGUUCCCUCUGAAGCAAGUUCGAACGUAGGAAUAGCGUGGCGAUUCUGCAGCAUGUCGCCUAAAGGGACAAUCUCGCAAAGCUAGGAGCGAGCGGUAUGUGUUUGAAGGUGGACCGAUUGCGAAGCUACUUUAGCAGCUAGUCGUCUCCCACAACAGAUCUGACCAUUUGCUUUCGAGAAGAAUGAAGAUGCACUUUGGCAUGCUUUCCAUCAGUUCAACGCACCUCACGCAGGCAUUUAAGACGAUUUGAUGUAUCUAGGUUGACUGCACAUCAAGGGCAUAGCUAAGCAGGGGGCGUUUCCCAUUAGACUUCAUUAUGGAAAGGCCGUCAGCCUUUCACAUGGUCCUCUUAACUAGAGGCUUUGCAACCGCUGGAGAUAUGCAUGACCGUAUCUCUGCAUUUAAGCUCCCUGUUCUAAACGCUGUGCUGGAGCUCGACAGUUGUGCCUCAUAGCUAUUGAUUCAUACUGAGCCGCAAGGCUCCACACUUUUCCCCCCUUCACAUCAAUCUUCAUGUUAAGAUUCACCAGAGCUUGCUGUUCGGAAAGUGAAAGUGCAAGAGAGCUGCAAGAUAUCCCCAGAGCUUGUCAAAAGCCAUAUCUCCAUCCCUCGCGCGUGCCCGAUAUCGUCAGAUUCUGCAGAGCAGACACUCAACUCGCGAAAGCCCACCAAGAUCCUGCUACGAAGCUGUUGGUACAUGGCACACCUUCCAAGCCGAGAUACCUCGAUGACUUCGACCUGGAGACGCAUCCGGUAGCCAAUGAAAAGACAUAGGCUUAGCUUGGAGUCGUCCUCAAUCCACGAACCAUCCCACACCCAGAUGUCGCCUUCUCGGACGAGAUCAUCAGGAUCAUCCAGGAUCAGAAAGCUACACUGAAGACCGUUACGUUUGAGAAUUCGAGAAUGUGACUUUUGACAAAGACCGACAACUCAGGUAUGUACAGUCCGCGAGUGUUGUCCAUGCGGGAGCUAACGUUCGACAGUGACAUCCAAACAAGCAUGUCACAGGUCAUCGCUUGCCUCCAAGAUAGUGAGUUGAGUCUCACUGAAGCAAAGAUGGCUGUUUCUCGAUUAGACGAAGACGACUUGGGCAACGAAAACAAACCUUACGUGCAGGAGACGGAGCGUGGAUGGGACUUUGAUGCGAAGAGGGUCGAAAAGCGUCGUGGUAAAGGCGUGGUUCCUGUGUAG
Lecanosticta acicola is the source of this 1821-nucleotide messenger RNA. The record is from the annotation of a GenBank genome assembly. Lineage: Eukaryota; Fungi; Ascomycota; Dothideomycetes; Mycosphaerellales; Mycosphaerellaceae.